This is a messenger RNA of Antrostomus carolinensis (chuck-will's-widow), 1467 nucleotides long. RefSeq names its product beclin-1. Gene Ontology annotation, biological process: mitophagy; late endosome to vacuole transport; autophagosome assembly. Gene Ontology annotation, cellular component: phosphatidylinositol 3-kinase complex, class III, type II; phagophore assembly site; phosphatidylinositol 3-kinase complex, class III, type I. The record is from RefSeq and is a predicted model, not a curated record. Lineage: Eukaryota; Metazoa; Chordata; Aves; Caprimulgiformes; Caprimulgidae. The transcript has 8 exons. Bases 19 to 1110 code for a protein of 363 amino acids. Gene Ontology annotation, molecular function: protein-macromolecule adaptor activity; phosphatidylinositol 3-kinase binding.
AUAACGUUCUUUCCAAGAAUGAUGUCGACGGAAAGUGCCAACAGCUUCACGCUGAUCGGGGAGGCGUCGGAUGGCGGCACCAUGGAAAACCUCAGCCGGAGACUGAAGGUCACCGGUGACCUCUUUGACAUCAUGUCUGGGCAGACAGAUGUGGAUCACCCUCUGUGUGAGGAAUGCACGGACACGCUGCUGGACCAACUCGACACACAGCUCAACAUCACCGAGAACGAGUGCCAGAACUACAAGAGAUGUCUGGAGAUACUGGAAAAAAUGAACGAGGAUGAUAAGGAGAAACUGCAGACAGAACUGAAGGAACUUGCGCUGGAGGAAGAGCAGCUGAUUCAGGAGCUGGAGGACGUUGAGAAGAACCGCAAGAUAGUGGCUGAAGACUUUGAGAGAGUCAGGGCAGAGGCAGAGCGGCUGGAGCAGGAAGAAGCUCAGUAUCAGAAAGAAUACUGUGAAUUCAAGAGGCAGCAGCUGGAGCUAGAUGAUGAGCUGAAAAGCGUGGACAACCAAAUGCACUAUGCCCAGAUGCAACUGGAUACCUUAAAGAAAACCAACGUGUUCAACGCGACUUUUCACAUCUGGCACAGUGGUCAGUUUGGCACAAUAAAUAACUUCAGACUUGGCCGUCUCCCCAGUGUUCCUGUAGAAUGGAAUGAGAUCAACGCUGCCUGGGGGCAGACUGUGCUGUUGCUCCAUGCCCUUGCUAACAAAAUGGGCCUCAAGUUUCAAAGAUACCGUCUCGUACCCUACGGCAACCACUCGUAUUUGGAGUCCCUCACAGACAAAUCAAAGGAGCUCCCCUUGUACUGUUCUGGAGGCCUCAGGUUCUUCUGGGACAAUAAGUUUGAUCAUGCAAUGGUGGCUUUCCUGGACUGUGUGCAGCAAUUCAAAGAGGAAGUGGAAAAAGGUGAAACUCGGUUUUGUUUGCCUUAUAGGAUGGACGUGGAGAAAGGAAAGAUUGAAGAUACAGGUGGCAGCGGUGGCUCUUACUCUAUCAAAACACAAUUUAACUCUGAGGAGCAAUGGACAAAAGCACUAAAAUUCAUGUUAACUAACCUGAAAUGGGGUCUUGCCUGGGUCUCAUCCCAAUUCUAUAACAAGUAACCGUGUAGAGAACUCGUCCUGGCAGCUGUAGAGUGUCUGCGUUUCGUUGGAGAAAGUCAAAUUAAGAUGUCUCUUAAUAUCAACCAGUACAAAAUGUUUACAAUACCAAAAAUCCACAAGACACUUUAAUUAAAAUACCAUUAUUACAAGUAGUAUCUAGAAAAGCAAUAUGUAAAGUUAUAUUAUUGAGCUGAACAGAAUAAUAAAUAAAAAAAAACACCAAACAGCUAUUAAAUAGAUGCUAAACUGGUAUUUCUGGGAUUUGUAGCUAAGAGUAUAAAUUACUGUCAAACUCCAGAACACCACCCAGUUUGAUACUCUUCUGUGACAGCUUAACACACAGGGAAUAACGUGAAA